AGUCUCUCGCAACGUGUCUUACAAAUCGCCCUCUAACUUCUUCGCGUUCGGAUAACGUCAUUUUAUUCACGCUCCUUGCCAAACAAAAUUAUCGAAUUUCCUUCAAAAGUGCGUGGCUAUUGUGUUCGUGUUCGGUUAAGUAAGCCAUCUCAAUUAUUGCCUUGUAACUGAUUGACGAAUGGAAUAGAGAAGAGCGGUUCGGGAAUGAUCACGGGAUUACUGGUCUAUUUUGUGUGUGUGGCCGCAUCAAAAAGCAUACAAAUAGAUCAGCAGGUUGCUGUCAGUGUCUCAGGAGAUAUAAUCCUCGGAGGAUUAUUUCCAGUUCAUACCAAAGGAGACAAAACACCAUGUGGUCCUCAAAUUUAUCAUCGAGGUGUCCAACGUCUCGAAGCCAUGAUGUUUGCUAUCGAUAGCAUUAACAGAGAUCCUAAUAUUUUGCCAAAUGUUACGCUGGGCGUACAUAUAUUAGACACGUGCUCACGUGAUACAUAUGCUCUUAAUCAAAGUCUGCAGUUUGUCAAAGCCUCACUAAAUAGCAUCGAUACAUCGUCUUUUGAAUGUGCGGAUCAUUCGGUACCUGUUCCUCGGAACAACUACUCUGGUCCAGUAUUCGGAGUUGUAGGAGGCUCUUACAGUUCUGUAUCGUUACAAGUUGCUAAUCUUCUGGGACUAUUUCACAUUCCCCAAAUCUCGCCGGCCUCUACAGCAAAGGCAUUAAGCGACAAAACAAGAUUUAAAUAUUUCGCCAGGACUGUUCCUCCAGACACCUUCCAGUCGAGUGCUUUAGUCGACAUUGUCAAAAGUGUCAAUUGGUCCUACGUAUCUACGAUUUAUUCAGAAGGAUCCUACGGGGAAUAUGGCAUUGAAGUGUUCCAUAGAGAGGCGCAGGAGCGGAAUGUUUGUAUCGCCACCGCUGAAAAAGUACCCAGUGCUGCCGAUGAUAAGGAAUUUGACAAUAUUAUACAUAAACUUAAAAAGAAAAUAAAUGCGAAAGGAGUGGUACUUUUUACCAGAGCGGAGGAUGCAAGGCGAAUUCUUCAAGCUGCCAAAAGAGGUAAUGCCAGUCAAACUUUUUAUUGGGUAGCUAGUGAUGGCUGGGGUAAACAACAAAAACUUGUCGAAGGAGUGGAAGAUGUUGCCGAGGGAGCUAUUACAGUGGAGCUACAAUCUAAUUCUAUACCUGGAUUCGACAAAUAUAUGAUGUCCUUGACUCCAGAAAAAAAUAGUAGGAAUCCGUGGUUUGAGCAAUAUUGGGAGGAUACAUUUGGAUGUGUGCUUGAGAAAAACAUUCCACUUGAAACAAACCAUACAUUCAAUGUGUGCAGUGCAGAUUUAAGACUGUCACAAAGUGUUGGAUAUGAACAAGAAAGUAAAGUACAGUUUGUAGUAGACGCAGUAUAUGCAUUUGCGUUGGCACUUCACAAUCUUUACGAAGAUUUGUGCAAAGACUACAAUCAAACAGGAGUAUGUCCGGCAAUGACACAAUACGAUGGCGGAGACUUCUACAAGAAAUAUUUACUCAACGUUUCUUUUACUGAUUUAGCCGGUAGUCCUGUCAAAUUUGAUACUUGCGGAGAUGGUUUGGCUAGAUAUGAUAUUCUCAACUACCAAAGACUACUCAAUGCCUCAGGAUAUCAUUAUCGUAAAGUUGGGAAAUGGUUUAAUUAUCUCCAACUUGAUCCAAAUCACUUGGUUUUCGAGAAUAAUGCCACUACUGUUCCAACAUCAGCAUGUUCCCUUCCUUGUGAACCCGGCAUGAUUAAAAAACAGCAGGUUAUUCUAAAGUGCAAGAUCCAGGAUAUGUCGUUCUUAUUCAGUCAGCUGUAUAAUAUGGUUUUGAUCACAACCUGUACAGUAUACGCAGUAAAAACUCGAAAAAUACCAGAAAAUUUCAACGAGUCUAAGUUUAUUGGGUUCACCAUGUACACUACUUGCAUCAUAUGGCUGGCAUUUAUUCCAAUUUACUUUGGAACAGGAAACGCUUAUGAGACUCAACUGACCACUCUAUGCGUGGCGACCAGUAUGAAUGCUACAGUCGCUUUAGUCUGUCUCUAUUCUCCGAAAGUUUACAUCAUCGUUCUCCAUCCUGACAAAAAUGUACGAAAACUAACGAUGAAUAGCGCAGCAUACAAAAAAUAUAAUUCCAGUUCGGCACCUACGUCAACGUAUGCACCAGCACCUUCGUCGACACAGAAAGUGAGCUCUGAUGGUACUGAAACGAUACUAAUGCAACGGGUUGGUAGUAGUGGUGGUUGUGGUACUACCACCACUACUACAGCUAAUACCAAUAACGCUCCGAAUACUCCAUCAAAAAGCUCUUGUACUGGAGUAAACGCUGAACCAAUGGACAAUAUAGCACUACUAUAGGGAAAAGAAAAGUCCAACGUACUUGAAGACGAAGGACAAAAAAUCCCAACACAAGCAGAUGUACACAUAUAGAGUUGAUCUUUCGAAUGAUCUUCUUCUAACAAUUCUCUUCAAAUGGCUCUAAACCAAAGUCUGAAUAUAAGUUUGUAUGUAAAUGUCAAUAUAUGGUCAAUUAGUGUGUAAACAAUGAUCCUACGUAUAAAUCAAAACAGAAAUUGUCCAUAACUAUAUUGACAUGUAUUUAUCUUUAAUUGAAGAGGUUUUAAUGACAGUACUGAAAAUAUAUAGGAUAAAUACAAACAUCGCGACUCAGUUAACCAGAAGAGAGUACAAAUUCAUAUUUAAUUUUAUACUUGUAUAAUAUAGAGAUAUACACCUACAAAGGAUUUAUCCUACAUAUUUUUAGUGCACUCUUUAGAAACACUGAAUAGAAGUUUCUCUUCGAUAUCAUAUAUUUAGUUACCUCAAAAAACUUGUUUAUUUAGAUAUUUUAUUUAUUCACAUAUACUCUCAAAAAAUAUUCAAUUUCUUAAAAAAAUUGAAAAGGACUGAUGGGAAUAUAUGUUUAUCUGUUGUGAUAUUCCGUUAAAACUUAUUAUAGUUCACAUUUUAGUAUUAUCACUUCUUCAAAAAUCCAUUCAACAUUAGCUCAACUAUAUCUGUCACCUCUUAUAACCCAUUAACAAUUUGUGGAUGUGUACGGAAACAGUUUAUUACCUUCUGCAUAUAAUAAAUGUAAUCACUCUUAGAUUUUUUUAAAAAAUAACAUUUCAAAUAGUAUGAUGGUUUCUGAAAUGACAAUAUUUGCAGAUAUUUGAAAAUAAAUUCACUAAUACUAUGAUAGUACUGUUAAAAACAAAAGUAUGGAAAAAUCUUUUCUAAAUGAACUAUAUAUUUAAAAUCGCUAGAAUGGACAAAGUAUGUUAAUACUAUUAGUUGCACUGAGGCGUUUUAAAACCAAUAAAUAAAACUGCCAAAAAAAUUAGAUUGAAUGCCAGGCUAGAUACAAAAUGAACAAUCGCCAAAAUAUGUGAUAGAACUGAAAAGCCGUGAGCAGCAGAGCUCCAUCACGAAAGUCGAAUUUUUCGUCGAAUGAAGAAUUUAACUAAUACACAAACAAAUCUUUCAAUAGACCCGGUGGUCUCGAACCCUCUUGUUCAAUUCCAAUUGACAACAAAGAAAAAAUUGUCAUAAUGACAACAAAUUUCGAAAAUGGGAAGUAAAAAAAUCACCCUAGCAACGAUCAUACUCGUAUUAUUCAUUAAAUAGGAGGCGGUCCAGUUCAACAAUUACAACGAAAAUGAUUUCGGGCGUUUUGUGCUAGAGCUGAAGGAGAAAACUUUGAACUUGAGAAAGACAAUUCUUCAACAUCACCUCUACUUGCAUGCGAAGUUUGAACCCUCUAGUAAAACUUUUUCUGUCUGUCAGUGAAAUUAAAAAUUUUUAUUUCCAUACCAUGGAUAAUUUAAUUUAAAAAAUUCGUUUUCAAGUAAAAGUCGAAUAAUCGAAGACAUGUUCUCACCAAUGCAAUUCAAUAAUUUUAUUAGUUUUUUAGCGUACGGACAUGUUUUUCGAUCGCUGUGUUAUCAAUUGUACUCUGGCAAAAACAAGAUGAAAGUGAAAGAAUAUGAAACCAAUAAAAUGAGUUAGUAAUAAAGUAUAAAAACUGGUUAUUAUAUUCCACUUCCUAGAGUAAUAAAAAUAGAAUCCUCAAAAAUAAUCGGAAGAAAAACGUAAUACAUAAGAUGCCAAAAGUAUGGACGUAUUACAACACACAAUAUGUCUACAACAUAUUGUUGUAGACAUAACAAUAUGCCACAAAAGCGGUGGACCACACAACACUACAGCCUGCGGAAAAAACAGCAACAUUUCAGCUGAAUGUACUUGAUGCACUAACUGUGAAGGUUGUGUGUUCUACCACAAACUUUUGAAACCAAAUGAAGCAUCACUUGCAAUCCAAUCGAACCACUAUGGCAGUACCAAUUCUUCAUACUCAACAUCAAAGAUAACAACUCAUAAUCCAUGCUAAUAUAACUAAAACCAACACUGAACAAAUGACAAGAUAUAAAUAGCAUAAUGAGCAAAUUCAUAGAAGAGUUUAAAAACAUAUUUCACCAACUUCUUCUACAGAACAGCAUAGUUUUAGAUAUGCUAACCAUGCUUGUGAGUAGAAUUCAAUAGUUUUAUUAAAGCGGCACAAUGGAAUGUUAAUACACUACUACAACAUAGAAACGAAGUCGAAAUAUUUCUACUCCACAAUUAAUUAAUAUCGUAUCUGAUAAGUAAAAAACCUUUGACAGAUAGAUCCUACUUCAAGAUUCCACACUACACUACAUACUCUACUAAUCAUCCAGAUAACAAUACCCAUGCUGGUUGUACCAUACUAAUCAGAUGUUCCUUUUACUAUCUAGAACUACCAAUAUAUGAAUUCGACAAUAUACAAGCCACAAACAGAAAAGUCAAAACUUAUGAGUUAACAAUGGUAUCUUUUUACUUUCCACUCCGUCAUAAUUUGAAGAAAGAAAACUUCAAUAAUCUCUUCGAGACACACUACAAUAAAAGGAAGGGUUCUAGUAAGAAGUAUAGAAGAAAAGCAUUAUCAAUGUUAUCAACCGAAUAUACUACCUAUUGGCCGACGGACUCCAAUAAGGUUCCUGAUUUACUAAAUUUAUUUAUAACUAAUGGCAUUUCAUCUGAGUAUAUGGGGUUAUAACAAACUAUGACCUCUAAUCUAACCACUCUUCUAUAAGAGCAACAUAUCAUCAUCCAUAAAAAACCAAACCGAAACCUAUACAACAGCGAACAAAUUGGUUUGAAUAUCAAUCCAAACUAGAAGAAGACAUUAAACCGCAAAAAAGACGGCAACGGAAAUGAAGCAUUAACAACAUUAUCUAGUACCCUUAAAGAGGCAGUAGAACAUGUCACACCAGAAACAAAUAAUGGGAGGGACACGUUCAAAGUUCAAGUUGAGAUGAAGAAUCUGAUAGCAGAUAGAAGAAAAGCUAAGGCAAAGUGGCAUAGAACUCAUGCACCAUCAGAUAAAACAAUACUUAACAGAAUAAGUAACCAAAUGAGAAUAAAAAUAAAAGGAGCAAAAGAAACAUCUUUUACGGAUUACAUUACUGUCUUAUCCGAUUUGAAAACUCAAUUUGGCAACCAGUCAAGAAUCUAGGAAAAGCAAAAAUACACGUGCCACGUAUUCGGAACGAACUAGGAUAUAAUAUACAAUGAGCUAGAAACGAAGGAGAAAAAACAUCACUAUUCGCAGAACACAAAAGUGUUUACUUCCAACAACAAAAUACCUAAUCCUGAAAUAGGAAGAAAAUUAUCUGAAAUGCCUCCAAACGUGUCAGCAAUUAAACCAAUAACGGCAAACGAAGUUCAAUAGGAAAUCGAUCGCAUUAAUCCCAGAAGAGCUCGUAGCAUAGACCAUAUAACCCCAAAAUGAUUGAAAAUUAACAAGGAAAUGUGUAAUACUUAUCACUCAUAUAUUUAAUGCUAUUUUACGUUUCAUAGACUGGCGAAAACUGCUGAAAGCUACAUAAAUAGUAAUGAUACCAAAACACAACAAUACCCCAACACUGUCUCUUCAUAUCGUCCAAUAAGCUUUCUGCCAACCCUGUCAUAAGUUCUUGAACGAUUAUUACUACAAAGAAUAAACUCAGACACAAACACUGAGCAAUGGAUACCACUACACCAGUUUGGAUUCAGGAAGGAACAUUCAACUAUACAAGAAAUCCACAGGAUAAGCCACACAUUGAAUCAAGCACUAGAAUAAAAAAAAUACUGCACACCAGAGUUUUAAGACGUUAUCCAGGCUUUCGACAAAAACUGUCUUCCAAUUACAUACUUCAAACUGUUAAAAUCUUAGUGGUAGAAAGUUCAGAAUCAAAAUCAAUGAAAGCACUUCAUAGAAAAUCUCGUUGCCUGCUAAUAUGAGCGUACGAGCAUAUACCGACAAGUGAAUUCUCUUAACAGGUAGGCAGAUCACUUCAAAUCUUUUGAAGUCCCAUGAUCAUGAAGAGAACGAACUUGCUACUAUCUUCAGAAAAAGGUCACAGUUACACUAUGUAACGAUGUUGGCAAAAUGCCAAAAAUAAAAUUGUGUUCCUCAAGUCUGGCGUGAAACCAGAUGUCAGACGAGUAAAAAAAUGACUGACUGGAUGCAGAAACUAUCGAAAAACCAUCUUAAUAAAUAUUGUAGACCCUCAAUAUUUUUUAAAUUUCUUUUGGCAUAUAAUAGCAUAUCUUACACCCGUAAGGAUAGAUACACAUGAGGAUUAAGUGAAAAUAUAAUAGAAUACAUAUUUCAAAAAUAAAUUGAUAAAAAUGAACCUAUAAAAAGUGGUAUUUGGAAGUAGAUAGGUUAUUUCAGAUUAGGACUAAUGGAUAAGUAGAGCUCUAUCACUCUUAAACGAUUUUUUCAAUAAUUUGACGUACAAGAUUAUGUGCAUUAUCAGAAUAUUAAUAUUGGUUGCAAAAGUAUUCAAUUGUGGGAUUCCAAAAAUUUACAUGUUAAUAUAUAAACACUUUUUACCACGAAUGUAUGGUCAACAUUUGAUGUGAUGUUAUAUGUCAUUUUUUAAUAGGUCCUAUUCUACUUCAAGAACAUCCACGCCAAUUCCUAACACAUAUGAAAUAAGUUCUAUAUUUUUCUAUUUUGAUGUGUUUUUGAUCUCCACAUGGAAAAUAAAAUAUUCAUAGGAAUGAAAAUUUAUUGAUUUCAAUAAGCAUCGAACUCGAUAGUCCAUUUCUUUGAAUAAUCCAAUACUUUUUAAUAUUCUCCAAUUAUUUUACUUAUAGUUCAGCCAAAAAAUAUUGCUGUGAGUCACUAGUAACGCUUAAUUACAAUCCAAAUUCGCAAUCUUCAUGCCAGAAAAUGUAAAACUGCAAAGUUCAAAAGAAAUUUCGUAAAGUAAUCAUCAGUGAAAGAUUUGAGUGAAAUAUGAAAAUCUAUUUUUAAAUACCUAAGUAUCUCGUAAACUACUAAGAAUAUGUGUAAAAGGCAUAAUUUAGAGAUUGGAUAUUCUUAAAGAACCCAUUUUAGUUUUAUGAAAAAUGCAUCAAACACAAAAUGAAAAAUAUAACUAUAAUACAUCUAAACAUACAAAAGUACCAAUGAAAAUUAGCGUAAGAAAACUGAAGAAUAGUUUUCGAGUCAAUUUUUGGGUUGGAAAGCUCUUUCAAAGAUGAAAUGUAAUAUGAGGUGACUGGCAUAUAAAAUGAAAUGAAAUUUGUGAGUCAUUUUAACAAUAGUCAUAAAUAUUUCAAAAGCUACUCAAUCUUUCAUGAAUCAAUUGUUGGGCUGAUGUUAUGGAUUGAAGAAGAUGUUUAUAGUCGAAAAAAUUUAAAAACAAAUAUAAAAUAAUUAAGGUCGGUGUAAGAAUCAUUAUCCAAUUGUCUUAUAAAAAAUCACUUGUUAAAUUGAUCAUGGAUAACAGUAAUUCGACUUCAAUAACUUUAGACCUACUGAAUAUACGUCAAACUAUAGUUGUCUAUUUGUAAGGUGUUAGUUAUAUUAAAGUCUAUUUUCAAGCUACAAGAUUUCCUAUCUAUGCAAGAAGAUUAGAAUGAAAGAAAAUAUGGUCUGUUGGUAACGCAAGAAAUACACUCUUCUGGUAUCAAUAUAAUAAAACUAAUACAUAAUUUGAUGAAUAAAAAAAAUUUUGGUCCUACUGAAUACUGGCUUCUAGAGAAUUAUAUAUUUACCGAUUCCAGAGAUGCACUGUAUUAUAUAAAUAAAAAUAUCAGACGAUUCUUAGGGAGUGUAAUAAAAUUAAAAAUCGUGUGAGUGUGUAUCACAAUAAUUGAAAGGAUCCUACAAAAAUGCCCAUUGUUUGAUUGGACAAAAUAUUCCUACUACGAAAAAUUCACCAAAAAAUAACUGCUUGAUAUAAGGUUUUAAUAAAUUAUUGUCAAUUUCUGUAUUAUAAAAUACUGCUUUAGUUCAUUUCUAAAUAAGAUAAUAUUCUUUUGGAUGCUAAUAACUGAUAAAUGAUGAAAAAUGUUUAUUUCAUCAAAAACUGUUUUUUAAAGCAAGGAAAUUAUCCAAUGCAAAAUGGCAUUAAAAAGAUCCAUUAAGUAUUGUUGUAUUGUAAACAGUUGAAGCCUUGAUUUAUCUAGGACUUACACAUUUCAAAUAAAUCCUAAAAUGUAAAAAAUUGAUAUAUCAGUAUUCAUAACAUAAUGUUCUAUUUACAUUCGUAGAGCAAAACAAUGUCGUCAAAAUAUUGAUCAUGGUGCUUCUUGUACGUCGUUUAAUAUUCCUAAUUAAAAGUGAAUAACAACAAAAACGAGGUUAGAUUUACCACAAAAGAAGAAAAUUUUAUUUUUACAAAAGCUCUUCAACCGAUCUGCUAAUCUAAUUUGAAAGUUUGUUAAAUUACAAUUCAUAAUCGUUCGAUUGUUCGUUUAUUCCUGUACUUCCCUUUUAGGACAUAUUUAUUGUUGAAUGUCCGUUUGUAGUAAUAAUUCUCAGCAUAUUUGUCUUAUAUUAGUCCUUAGACCUACUCUUGAUCCAUAACUCACUCAUGGAAAUGAUAAGAGAUACGGAAUAUAUUGAACAGGAUCACAAUUUUCCAACAAGCACUGAUAGUACAUAGAGCGGAUGAUUGAAAAAAGAAUCAUAACAUUAAUCAGGACAUUAAAGAAAUAUUUUGUCCAAGAAUAUGUUCGUACAAUUGGAUAGCAUGGUGCAAAUGAGAGAAGUGUUGCUAUUUUUAGUAAGAUUACUCUCUAGUGAUAUGUUGAAGAUCAUGUAACAGUUUUUAGAAUAUUUUUGAUAGUAAUACUGUUUUUAUUAUCUGGAAUUGUAAUUUAUUAAAUCAGAAACUCAUUUAAUAAAUAUGGUUAAUAUAAUCAAAAUCACAAUAUUAGAAUUAAGAACAAAUAUAAGAUCAAUAUAAAUAAUUUGAUUUUUUUAGAGCUAUUAUCACCAAUAUUCACCUUAACCUAUAUCUUCUGUAUCAUUUUACCAAGAACAUCGUUUAUAUCAGUUAACUCAAUCAUUUUUACUAUCUUGAUAUUGUAAUCUUCCUGUAUAGUCGGUGUUCUAUCCCAAUAUAUUCCAUGUUGAUAGUGUAGGUAGAUAGAUAUUUUAGACAAUUUUGAAAUAUUUUCGAAUCUAGACAUAAAUGACAGUUUAGGUUGUGCUGAUAGGUUGAUAAAUUUUAAUUAAAUUAGGUUUAAUCAGCUUAAUAGAUUUAGGAUAUAUCCUAGGAAGCAAUGUACAAAGUGUAGCAAUUUAUUACAAAAUAAAAGGAUAGAAAAAAAUGGAAAAGAGAGUCCGAAUAAAAUGAUGCAAUCCAAUAAAUAUAUUAAUAAGCUAAUAAAUAAUAUAAAAUUGAAUACAAUGUGAAAAUAUAAGAAGAUAACUCAUGAACAAUUGGCAUUUGGUAUAAAACUUUUAAAAGAAAGGAAUAAUGCCAUUUUUAUGCCUACUUUUCUCCCAUAAAACUUUCGUGUGAAGUGUGAAUGGUUUAUUAAACGUAAAUGUAGAUAUAGGUUUGGUGUUAAUUACAUAUCAACCUAGAGUUUUAUGUUUCUAAAUCGUCUUGAUUUUAGGUAUCUUCUUAUUUAUAAUUAGUUUUUUUUUUAUUUUUGAAAGACAGAUAAAAAUUUGACGUUUCUACCUGUGGCGGUCUUCGUCAAAAUAUCUCGAAUGAGUUUUAUAGUACCCGUAUAAGAGCAAAUUGUAACAUAUUUAGUUCAUCUAUUAAUAAUGAACUACAGUACCUGUGUAGGCUUUGAAUAUAUUAGUUUUUCGCUCCUACAGGUUCAUGGUGAAAAUGAGCUCUUGCGAUUAUCUGCCAUAAAAAGGCGUUUAAGAGCUAGGUUAACUAGAAUGUAUUCCUCCGCCUCACAGACUUUACACUCUUCCAUUUCUACCAAACAUAAUCUCAUUCACUGCUUUCUGAGGCGACAGAGACUGGAAGGAAGCUAAUGAGAAGGUGUAGCUAGCCAAAGUUCUCAAAAAACUCUGAGGGGUGAUCUAGCUAGAGUGCAUUCCUUUCAGCUUCUUUCGUAACUCUUUCUCAUAGGAGCAUUAUCCUAACCCACACAAAAGCAGUGUACCAUUAAAAAGUGUUUGUGCUCCUUUCCUGUCGAUUCUAUUGGUCUCUUUAUUUUCCUCGAUUAUAUGCCCGGGAACACAGUUUAAAAAGAUUAAUACUUAAUUUAAACCAUUUAGAAAGCAACAGUGUUAUUAUUAAAUGAUAUUUAUUAUUUAAAUUAGUUAUAAAGUGGCAAUAUUACGUUUAGUAAGAAGCUCUUCAACAUUUUUUUUAUUUCAUUUAAUACAGUAAUGUAUCCAUCAUUUAAUAAUUCAAUAAAUCUCAAAAUUAUGAGAAAAAACCUGCAAAUGGGAAUUACCUGUUUUAUAUUUUAAAAAGUAGUACCAUGAAUAUAAUGAUAAAUUAAUAUUACAAUGAAUAUUGAUCAAUGGUAAUAGUGUGAAAGUAGGCUGAAAAACUCUCAAAAGUGACAUUAAAUCGUAAGUUUCCUUGAAAAUGCUGGUAAAUACUCUAAAUUUAUGUGAAAUACUCGCAAAGGAAAUUCCUUUCCUUUUAUUUUGAAUAAAUUUGUAUAUUCCGCGUCAUACGUGAAACGUAAUAUGAAAUUGUUUCUAAUAUAAAUGACCGUUUCAAUAAUAACGAAUAUGUUGCCUAAUUUGAUAUUAUGUAUAUAGUAGUUUCAAAUUGUUUAAGAUGAAAUUAACAAAAACUGCAUUUUUAGGAUGUAUCCGAUAUUUUAUAAAAUAAAAAGAACAUAUCAUUCUUAAGGAUAAUUAUAUAAAAAUUAAUGUGUUGUUGAUCAAAUAGUAAAUGUUUUUAUAUUUGAUUAUAAACAAUUAGCUUUAUUAUUGAUUUCAAAUACAACGGCGUUUACAAAAAGCUGAAAAUAUAAAAUAACCUGAUUUAAGACAACCGAAACCUUAUCUCAAACAAAUGAAUCAGGGUUGACUAUGACAAAAUAUACUCUCUCUUAGAAGACACAGUUAUUUACAAAUAUAAUAAUUAUUUUCCAAGUUCAAAUAUACAAUAAAUUAAAAAGUUUUCCACUGGUUGUUACCAUGGUACUCAUUAUUUCAAGAACCAAGUUAAGAGAAAAUGUUCUUUAUAUGAUUAAUUUUUUUCAAUUCUUUUGGUUCAUUUUGGUUCUGAUCGUUUACUACAAACCUACCAAUUCAAUAAAAAGUUGGUACAAGUAAAAUUGUAAAAUGGUAAACAGAAAUAGCCACUGCUAUUUGAAUAGAUUCUUCAAAACAUAUUGAAUUUUUUUAUGUUACCAUAAUAAUAGUGUAUUAUUCAAACGUGAGGUUUUUUAUAUCUUGUCUAUCAUUUACAGAACAUUUAUCUUGUUUUAUGUGUAUCAUUUCUUUGAUUAAUAAUUUUUGAUAGUUAGUGUCAUGAACUAAGAUUUUUGUUUUUUUAAAAUCAAAUUCAUGAAGUUCAUUUUUUUCAUGUUUAUGUAGAGCAGUCGAUGCAUUUUUGGUGUAUUUGUGACAUUUAUUCUGUUUUCUAAAUAUUGCAUAAUCAUUCCUAUAUAAUUUUUAUGACAAUUCAAACAUGGUAUAGAAUUGAAAUACAUACAUACAUAUUGAAUAGAAUAUGUAUGUAUUUAACCUAUGAAAUAACGUGGAUACAUUUUAUCGUCAACUAUUCAUAAUUCCAUUCUAUUCCAGUUGUCUUUUUGUAUGUGUUUAAAUCAGGAUUAUUAUUUAUCUGACCUUCAAAUUUUGUAGACGCUGUGUGGAUAAUAAUUAUUGAAAGAAUGUCAAAACUGAUUUCACAUGGUGUUAAUAAAAAAAUUCAAUACUUUAUUAUAUUUAUGCAGAUUGUGAUAAAGUUGUUUACGCUUGAAUUCUUUUAAAUGUGAAAGCAUUUUUAGAAAAAUCGCGUAAGUUAGUUCUAGUCAGUCUAGUUAAAUACUGGACAUACCUGUUUGAUUAAUAAAUAAUAAAUAAAGAUUAAUUAAUUGAUACAA
Messenger RNA from Diorhabda carinulata, 12351 nucleotides. RefSeq names its product metabotropic glutamate receptor (gene mGluR). Bases 205 to 2367 code for a protein of 720 amino acids. The record is from RefSeq and is a predicted model, not a curated record. The transcript has 12 exons. NCBI's taxonomy places the organism in Eukaryota, Metazoa, Arthropoda, Insecta, Coleoptera, Chrysomelidae. Gene Ontology annotation, molecular function: group II metabotropic glutamate receptor activity. Gene Ontology annotation, cellular component: membrane. Gene Ontology annotation, biological process: G protein-coupled glutamate receptor signaling pathway; regulation of synaptic transmission, glutamatergic.